This is a messenger RNA of Dioscorea cayenensis subsp. rotundata (Guinea yam), 708 nucleotides long. RefSeq names its product probable WRKY transcription factor 75. The coding region runs from base 6 to 689 and encodes 227 amino acids. Lineage: Eukaryota; Viridiplantae; Streptophyta; Magnoliopsida; Dioscoreales; Dioscoreaceae. Gene Ontology annotation, molecular function: DNA-binding transcription factor activity; sequence-specific DNA binding. Gene Ontology annotation, biological process: regulation of DNA-templated transcription. The transcript is spliced from 2 exons. The record is from RefSeq and is a predicted model, not a curated record.
AAAAAAUGGAACUCUUAGAAGGAGAUCAUCAAACACCAUCAUCAUCAUCAUCCCAACUUCACCAUUAUCCUUCCUUCUCUUCACCUUCUCUCCCACUUCACCAUGAACAUUAUUAUUAUUAUCCCUCUGCUUCCAUGGAUAUUAACCCUAACCCUAACCCUAACCCUAACCAAGAACAAGAACUACCAUUGCACUGCAUUAAUGAGUGGGCAGGACUAUUGUCUUCAAACCAGAUCAAGAAUAUCAGUGAAGCAGAGAUCAAUGACAAUGUGAUGGAAAGUGAUCAUGUUCAAGGUGAAGAAGGUGAUCCUAUUAAUUAUAAUAAUAAUAACAAUAAUGGUGGUGGUUGUGAGGAUUAUAAAGGGAAGAUGAUAAUGGAGAAGAAGAAGAAGAAAAGGAAGAGCAGGCCAAGGUUUGCUUUUCAUACAAAAAGCGAUGACAAUAUCCUCGACGACGGCUAUCGGUGGAGGAAGUAUGGCCAGAAGGCUGUCAAGAAUAGUAUCUAUCCAAGAAGCUAUUACCGAUGCACACAGCACACAUGCAAUGUGAAGAAGCAGGUUCAGCGACAUUCGAGAGAUAAAAGCAUUGUUGUUACCACAUACGAAGGUGUGCACAACCAUCCGUGUGAGAAGCUGAUGGAGACUUUGAGCCCUCUUCUCAAACAGAUUCAAUUCCUCUCGCACUUUUGAAAUCACUAAACUUCACUCG